Molecule: messenger RNA, 2088 nt
Organism: Leptomonas pyrrhocoris
Lineage: Eukaryota; Euglenozoa; Kinetoplastea; Trypanosomatida; Trypanosomatidae
Exons: 1
Coding region: 1-2088 (695 amino acids)
Molecular function (GO): protein binding
Source: RefSeq, a predicted model, not a curated record
AUGGCCAAGGAAAAGCUGAACUUCCGCAUUACGGGGAAGAGCAUCACCUACGAGGGCCACCGGGAGAAGCGGCCGAAGGAUCUGAUUGACAUCCUGGCAAAGAUGGGCGUGAGCGAGGACGUGGUGCUGCCCACCUUCCGCGAGAACAUCGAAACGCAGUCGAACUUCACGGAUGAGCAGGUGAUGGAGAUGUACGCCGAGGCAAAGGCGAUCCGCGAGGAGAAGAAACGGGGCAAGAACGGUGGCGCUGCCCCUCCUGCUGCUGCCGCCACAACCCCCUCCCACCCCCACACCGGCGCCGGGGAGCAGGAGCAACCGCAGAAGAUCACACUGACCUACGCGGGCAAGCAGUUCUCGUACCAGGGCCUGCCGAGCGGCAAGCGCAACGCGGUGAUGCAGCUGUUGUCGAAGCAGAAGGACGUGACACCGGAGAUGGCGGUGGAGACGUACCGUGCGAACCUGACAGAGGACUCCGCCACGGAGGAGGAGAUUUGGGAGAUGGUCCAGGCCAUGAAGAAUAAGAAGAGCAAGCACCACAAGGACGCCAACAGCACGGCCGAGAUCGCCACCUCGACGUCGUCGCCGAAGGCGCCGUCACCCGCGUCCGCCUCCGCCUCCGCCUCCUCGCCCUCCGUCCAAGAGAGCAACACCUACGACGCCAUCGACGAGCUGGCCGGCAUGUCAGUGAAGCAGCGCGACGAUCUGAACGAUUUCAUUCGGCAGGUGCUGGAGGGGCCGACGACGGAUGUGGCUGCGCUGCUGCGCGAGGAGCCGAAGCCGCGUCGCGAGGCCGAGGACCACAAGGCGGAGGUGCUGACGGCGCGCACGUCCGGCAAGAUCGCUGUGUACCUGCAGGAGGAGAACAACACGAGCGGCACGAAGCUGAUCUACGCGACGGCCUCAAUGACGUUUGAGGAGUUCCUCGCGGUGGUAGAAAAGAAGUUCGGUCGCAAGAUGGUGCUGUCCUUCUACGAGGGCGACGACGUGAUCGAGCUGGAUGACGAUGACGUGCUGGCUAUGUACCUUGAGAUGGUCGUGAACGGUGAUCCGAAGAAGCUGCGCCUUAUCUGCUCCAACCCAGACACCCGCGCGAAGGAGAUUGACGACCAGAUCACGGAAAACCAGCAGCAGAGCGUGAGCGCCGUCGGUUCGCAGGUGAUCACGACGAAGGCAAAGCCCUACUCGAACGGCGAGCUCACCGUCACGGAAGAUCGCACGUAUUCCGGCCACUCCCUGGCUGUCUACUGCUGCGCCUUUGCACCGAAGGGCGACCUAUUCGUCACGGCGAGCCGCGACCGCUCUGUCCGCGUGUGGAACGUGCGCACCGGCAGCUGCACGGUGAUGAAAGGCGGCCACAACGGCUUCGUGCUGUCGUGCGAUUUCUCGCCGAAGGGCAACCGCGUCGUCUCCUCGUCCGACGACCGCACGAUCAAGCUGUGGAACACGUCGUCGUUCAGCAAGAUUGCGACGCUGAAAGGACACGAGGACAAGGUGUACUGUGUGAAGUACAACCCCAGCGGCGAGUACAUCGCUAGUGCGUCGUGCGACCACACCGUGCGUGUGUGGAACGCGGACACGCAGUCCAAGCUUGUCACGCUGAAGGGCCACACGUUGGCUGUGUUUUCCUGCGCCUUCAGCAACAGCGACAACGGCAAGUACGUCGUGUCCGGUAGCGACGAUCGCAUAAUCAAGAUCUGGGACUGGGCGGCUGGUAAGGAGGUGAAGUCGCUCGUAGGCCACAUCGGCACUGUGUGGACGGUGGCCUUCUCACACAGCGACAAACUCAUCGUGAGUGGCAGCAUGGACUACGAGCUGAUGCUGUGGAGCGUGGAGACCGGCACGCGUCUGCGCUCGAUGGAGGGCCACAAGACUUCCGUGCACCACGCCCUCUUUUCUGAGGACGACAAGUACAUCUUCUCGUGCGCGCGUGACUGGAGCGUUAUGGUGUGGCGCACCCAGGAUGCGGAGCACGUAGAAACCAUCACUGGCCACCUCAGCACCGUGUACCACAUGGACAUCAAGGGCGACAAGCUGUUGACAUCCUCGCUGGACGACAAACUGAAGCUCUGGUCCGUGAAGCGCAACUAG